AUGAGCAGUUAUGGUGAUUUGGUGGAAAGCUUAAUCAUCCUUGGCAAGGAGAAUGCCAAAGUCACAGUGGUCUUCGCAAAUUUUUUCACACUGCUGCAAGGUUUUUUUCUGAAGCGCAAGCCUUUCAGGGAGCUGCUCAUCAGCACAAUUGCCAACAAUGAGGGGAAGCAGCUCACUUUAUGCUUUUAUGCUGAUGAAGUGCAGCCUGGGAAUAGCCUUGCUGUGGAACAGAAUCGUAAACUGUGGUGCGUUUAUCUCAGCUUUGUCGAAUUUGGCCCAAUCCUGUUAUCCAGAGAGCAGUCCUGGUUGCCUGUCUGCUGCCAGAGAUCUAAUCUGGCCAAUGCUUUGCCUGGUGGGGUUAGCCAACUGGCUGGGAUUAUCUUGGAAUCUAUUUUCAACAGCCACAAAGCUGAUCCUGAAGCCUUGGGUGUGCAGCUGCAAGAUCCAUCCAAGAAGCUCCACAGGCUUAGAUUUCGUCUGGGUGCCUUCCUUGCUGAUGGAAGUGCACACAAGUAUCUCUUCUCGGUUAAAGGUGAUUCAGGCACCCGGCGCUGCAUCCUUUGUCAAAAUGUUGUGGCUCAUGGACAAGAAGCCGACUUGGCAAGGCUAACAUCCUUAGUUUGCAAGGAGCAAGACCUCAUCCUGACCAGUGAUGAAGACUUUGACAAAAGCAGGGUGAGAAUGCUCCAAAAGCAUGAAGAGCUGAACAAAACUGACUUCGGCCUUUGGCAACAGGCCAGUGGCAUCACCUAUAACCCUGAUGCAAUGAUUUUCAGCCCAUCAUUGGCAAGGUUGGUGAAGCCUAUUAGCCAAUGGCUACAUGACUGGAUGCAUUGCUUCUUUCAAAAGGGCAUAUGGCUGCUUGGCUUGUGA
This is a messenger RNA of Symbiodinium pilosum, 873 nucleotides long. Lineage: Eukaryota; Dinophyceae; Suessiales; Symbiodiniaceae. The record is from the annotation of a GenBank genome assembly.